AUGCCUCCUGCAAACCACAACACCGGUGCUCUAGGCACGUUCAGACCCGUUGCCCCGUACAUUACUACAACCACUGCGUCGUCGAUUGGCAGCAACGCCGUUCGCGAGAGCUCUUACUACGCCCAGGAGGAUCGGUGGCCUGCGCCCCGACCGGCAGAAGCUCAAACUGAGGACAAUCUCCUCUCCGAUUACAUCGCCCGUUCUGCCCCGCCGUUCAUCGUUAUCCGUGUCUCCCGCUCGCCUGUCGCAGCAGAGACAUCGAACACUAUCCUCACCCCCGACGAGGAGGAAAAGGAAGCAGACGAGGGCAGCAAAGACGGAGACAAAGAAGCGCCAACACAUACACCCACCAGGCCGACCACAAUGCCGCAGCGCAAGCCGUACGACGGGGGCGGCAUCGUGCCCCCGCACAUCCGCACGGCCAUCGCCGAAAGCAAGAACGCAUCCACAUCCGCGACGGAGGCCGCAAAGACACCCGGCACCAACCCCGCCGCAAAGGAGAUUCGCACGGAGGAGUUUACGCGCAGCGGCUUCGUGCCCGCCUACGUGCUGAAGAACAUCGCGACAAGCGAGGCGUCGACGGCUGAGCAGCGCGCGGAUGCGCAGCGGACGUUGGAUACGGACGAGGCACGGCGGGAGCGUGGGAAGGAUCGGGAUGCGGACGGGCAGGGGGAGAAGUAA
Colletotrichum siamense is the source of this 681-nucleotide messenger RNA. RefSeq lists its product as uncharacterized. The record is from RefSeq and is a predicted model, not a curated record. The transcript has a single exon. Bases 1 to 681 code for a protein of 226 amino acids. NCBI's taxonomy places the organism in Eukaryota, Fungi, Ascomycota, Sordariomycetes, Glomerellales, Glomerellaceae.